Messenger RNA from Puntigrus tetrazona (Sumatra barb), 1369 nucleotides. RefSeq names its product trafficking protein particle complex subunit 5 (gene trappc5). Gene Ontology annotation, biological process: endoplasmic reticulum to Golgi vesicle-mediated transport. The transcript is spliced from 3 exons. The record is from RefSeq and is a predicted model, not a curated record. Gene Ontology annotation, cellular component: TRAPPIII protein complex; TRAPPI protein complex; TRAPPII protein complex. Lineage: Eukaryota; Metazoa; Chordata; Actinopteri; Cypriniformes; Cyprinidae. The coding region runs from base 193 to 759 and encodes 188 amino acids.
CAAACACUGAGCUUCAUCUACCAUUACUAUUGCCCAUCCUACUUUUAUAUUGAAAAUAUCCGGUCACAAGAGAACAGUAAGUGUUUGCGCUAAUCUUGACUUCACGCAUCCGGAACAGAAACCCAAAACACCAGGACACGGGCAUUUUGAUUCUUUAAAAUCAGAUUGUGAUUCGGUUUCGGUGUGGACGCAAUGGAGGUCCGCUUCACGCGAGGCAAGUCCGCGAUCCUCGAGCGCUCGCUCACGCGCCCGAAAACGGAGGUGAGCGUGAGUGCGUUCGCGCUGCUCUUCUCGGAGAUGGUGCAGUACUGCCAGAGCCGCGUGUACUCGGUGUCUGAGCUCCAGGCCCGGCUGGCGGACAUGGGUCAAGGGGUUGGCGCCAGCCUCCUGGAUGUCCUCGUGAUGAGGGAGAAAAACGGGAAAAGGGAGACCAAAGUUCUGAACAUACUUCUGUUCAUUAAGGUAAAUGUAUGGAAAGCAUUAUUCGGCAAGGAAGCAGACAAGCUGGAGCAGGCCAACGAUGAUGACAAAACAUACUACAUCAUCGAAAAGGAGCCUUUGAUCAACGCCUACAUUUCAGUACCUAAAGAAAAUAGCACUUUAAACUGCGCAGCCUUCACUGGUGGCAUCGUGGAGGCUAUUUUAACCCACAGUGGCUUCCCAGCCAAAGUCACUGUCCACUGGCAUAAGGGAACCACACUGAUGAUCAAGUUUGAUGAGGCGGUCAUCGCUCGUGAUAAAACUCUUGAUGGCAGAUAGUACAUCAAGGCUCGAGUCUGGAGUCUCAUCAUUGUUUUUUUUUUUUUGUCCCACUCAUUUUUAUAGCUUUGCUAACAGAUUCAGAUCUCAAUAACUUCAAGUCUGUCUCUAGUUGUUUUUCUUUUUUAAAUCAUGUUACGAAAUAUCGCUGAGGACAGGCCACAUCAACACGGUCACUUGAGGUUUAGUUCAGUGCAAAUUAAUGUCUUUACCGAUACACUAAUGCAACGAGGGGUUAUUUUCAGAAAGCUUAAUUUUCAAGGGUUAUUUUUUAGAGACAUUAAUAAAGUACAAUAAUGGAUUUGGAUUGGAUUUCAUUGGAAAUUCAUCGAGUGUCAUUGUGCUGAUAUUAAAAAAAAAGUUAACAUGUACCUUUUUAACUGUUAUUCGCGCGAAGUUGUGCAGACGCUGUAUAUAUGUCAAAACGAAAACUAGUGCUAGCAGAGAUAAACACGCUCAAACUAGCACAGAAUUAUUUACAGGAUGAAUUAUUAUAUUUGGAUUUCUUGAUUGUUGUAUUAUAAAGGAUUGUUGUUCUGUGCGUUUCAUUUGUUCAUGAUGUUGUUUCAUUUGUCAUCACACAAUAUAAUAAAGUCUUUGUAAACCACAA